GGUGGGUGAUUCCCUGACCUGACUACGUCAGUGAAGAUCUAGCAGACAUGAGAUGAUCAGCUACGAUACAGACGGCAGCAUUGUUAGAGGUUUUUCAGUGACAUCGCGUCGGAGCUUUGAACUUAACAGUCACAUCCUAUUAGCCCAGGGAAGUACAGCCAAGCUGUCACUAUGGCAACGAGCGCUGUUCCCAGCGACAAUCUCCCCACGUAUAAGUUGGUGGUGGUCGGCGACGGGGGGGUCGGGAAGAGUGCUCUCACCAUCCAGUUUUUUCAGAAGAUCUUUGUCCCUGAUUAUGACCCGACCAUCGAGGACUCCUACCUCAAACACACCGAGAUUGAUGCCCAGUGGGCCAUACUGGAUGUUCUGGAUACGGCCGGCCAGGAGGAGUUCAGUGCCAUGAGAGAACAGUACAUGAGGACCGGGGAUGGGUUCCUCAUCGUGUUCUCCGUCACAGACAAGGCCAGCUUUGAACAUGUGGACCGCUUCCAUCAGCUGAUCCUCAGGGUGAAGGACCGGGAAUCUUUUCCCAUGGUUCUUGUGGCAAACAAAGUGGACCUACUGCAUCUAAGAAAAAUCAGCAGUGAUCAGGGGAGGGACAUGGCCAGCAAACACGAUAUAAGGUACAUUGAGACAAGCGCUAAGGACCCAGCCAUGAAUGUUGACAAGGCCUUCCAUGAGUUAGUUAGAGUGAUCAGGCAACAGAUCCCAGAGAGGAGCCAGAAGAAGAAGAACAAAACCAAGUGGCGUGCCGAAAGGUCCACUGUCUCCCACAGGCUGCGUUGUGUCAUCCUAUGAUGGCUUCAGGUUUACAGUGGAUCCCUAUGAGACGGGGGGGAGAACCUGGGAAUAUUCAGGAGUGUUUACAGCAGGCAGUCCGUGCCCUCAGCCCUUGCAUAUAAAUUUGGUGUUUUGGUCCAACAGGACAGCAUUAUCCCAGACAGGGGGACAGAUGGGAUUGACUCGCCCUGAAACGAGCAGCAGAAGGGUUAAGACGGAACUUCCUGACUACGAGGUGAUGUAGCGUUCAAUAUUGCCAUUGUCCACUACUGACAGGUAGAUUUGGACAAACAUGAAGUCAACGAAGAUCACUGGUAAAGAAUUAGAACCUAUUGUACAAGGUUUGAAUUAGAACCUACUGUACAAGGUUUGAAUUAGAACCUACUGUACAAGGUUUGAAUUAGAACCUACUGUACAAGGUUUGAAUUAGAACUUAAUGUACACGGUUUGAAUUAGAACCUACUGUACAAGGUUUGAAUUAGAACUUAAUGUACACGGUUUGAAUUAGAACCUACUGUACAAGGUUUGAAUUAGAACCUACUGUACACGGUUUGAUUUAGAACCUACUGUACACGGUUUGAAUUAGAACCUACUGUACACGGUUUGAUUUAGAACCUACUGUACAAGAGUUAAACGUUGGGUCUACUACUUCGAUCGUGAUUUUCCCUCGUUCAUGUGGUAACAUUUUUUAAAUAAAGACGGAGACAACUGAGUGAAUCACUGCGGGGAGGGAGGACAACGUUCUCCAGUAAGAGUGAGUGUAGUGGGGAGAGUGGGGGGAGGACGUGUCUGUUUGUGUUGGGGUCAGGGGGCCUGCCAGGCGGCAGAGAGCAGAAAGAGAGAAGCUUUUUCAAAUGGAUAGCAGCUGGCAUACAGACUGGGAGGCAGCCAACAUGUAGCCCAGGCAAAUGUCUUUAUAAUCUCUGAACAAGACUGUUAUUUAACUGUAAUGUAGUCUAUUGAUAGCACCACAUGUCUCAUUUGAAUGUACAUUGUGACCUAGAUGAUGAGAAGAACUUAUUUUUUUAUAUGUGAAUAUGUGUUUGUUUUGCUACUAUUUCACAAUAUAAUUUAUUGUUGUGUCAUUGUUAAUAUUUACUUCAGAGAGACUCAAGGCACAGACCUUAGGAAAAUGAAGAACCACAAGCAGCGUAAUUAAUGUAUUUUUAUGAAGAUGACUGUUACAUUUUCUUGUACACUAAAACAUUUCUUUAGGGGCAAUGCAAUGAAACCUUUUGGGAAACCCCUAUAUGAAUUCCUUAAGGAAAACAUUUGUAAGGGUAUUUUUGAAGAACUAAUUUUAGUGGUUCCUCAAAUAAAAAAUUUAGGAACCUACAACAAAAUCAUCCCCAAAAGGUUCUUUGAGGGACCAUUUAAAAGGGGUUCUUUGAAUAACUUAGAGGCUGCCCCAGUUUCAAUUUAAAGAACCCCUGUAUAUUCCCCCUUCAAAUGUCUCACUCUGGUCCCUCCUAAAACCCAUAUGACUUUUGGUUGUCAUUUGUGUGUGCCACUGCGCUGUAAAAAAUUACAAAACCCCCUGAGUUUGACACAUUCAUCACACCGCACUCCUUCACAAAUAUACUAGUUUCUAUGUGAUCAAUCCUCUCGUUGAAUCUGCCAAACCUAUCUGUCCAACGCUUUAUUUAAUGUAAUUUCAAGUCCAUUGUCUGUUCCCUUGUAUAUAUUGUUGUUAAUUUGUAUUUAUUUUGUACAUUAUUCAUGUUCUGUGUGUUGUCUUGUCUCUUGCAAUUAAUUUCCUUUGGCCGGGUCGUCAUUAAGGACUUACCUGAUUAAAUUACAGUGGAAAAAAUAUAAAUAAAUAUAAAUAAAUAAUAUAAAUAAUUUCCUUUUAGAGAUUAUUACAUGUGUAAACACAAUUUGCCUGUGUAAAAGCAUUUUUAUCAUGGCACAGACUGUAAAACUGGAGGUGAAGUCAUCUGGUAGGGGUCUCUGGGUUGUAAGGUGGUCUUGUGUAUCUAGGUUGUGAGGUGGUUUGGUAGGGGUCUCUGAGUAGUGAGGUGUUCUGGUAUGGGUCUCUGGGAGGUGAAGUAAUCUGGUAGGGGUCUCUGGGUGGUAGUAGUCAAAUCAUAGUCAAAUUAGUCUUGCGACAGAGUUUAUUGUAAAAGAGGGUUGAUGAUGUUAAUGUGUCCUUUGUGAUCAACCUCUUCUAGGGUCAUUUUUGCUCUCGCUCACGGCUGCAUAGGAACACUAACAUGAUCAUUAGGCUCAAAUAAUGCCAAGGGGCCCCUUAUAAAAUAUUACAUCUCCUAUUAGCUUGCAAGGUUCAUGCAGUGCAUUACAUUUCAUCCUACAUUCUUCGAGGAAACUUAUAAACUUUUUCUUGAAGUGGGGAAAGUGUAAAGUGUGAUAAUUAUAUUAUAGUUUUAACCUGUUUAAAAUGUUCAUUAGAUCUUUGUUUUGAUUUGGGACUUUCUCAGAACUAUACCUGGUGCUCCUCACAACCUUGGGUAAAGACGCUAGGUUUUCCAUGAGUCACCAGGUACAGUCCCAGCCGGGUCUGCGUGACUAUUUUCCCACAAAAAUCUUUAUCAGCCGAAAUGCUGGGUAAAUGAAUGGACAGGAGUUACACAGAAACCUGCAGAGUUCCACUAGGUAAGAUAAAGACAACACGGACAACUUUUCUUUAAUGAUUCAAUUAAAGAAACACAGGGGUUCACAUUAAGUGCCAAACACAACAUAGGAUAAUGGGUGGGAUACAAUGCCAGACCUUGAUUUAUAUUUAUAUUACACACAAUGUUAGCCAGAUUUUAUAGUUUAAACAAAUGUGCAACUUGCAAAAGUAUACAUUUGUGGGAUAACCUUUUCACACAAAUGGUGCUAAAUCUAAUGUUGUCAUGCACCAUUUACAGGGAUCAAUGUUCUGAAUCAAUCAAUCAAAUGUAUUUAUAAUGGACAUCACAAAAUAAUAAGGGAGAGAAAUGCUAAUACAGUAAUAUAUCAACUAAAUAAAAAACGAAUAAAAUGAAUUGUUCAUCAACAUCUGAUGAACAUCCAUUUCAUAUCAUCACAUCAUCUCAUCAUCUCAUCUCAUGAUGAACAUCCAACAUAGAGAAAUACAAUAAUGAAACAUGCAAGACGUUGGAUGUAAAUAUCAGAGCUGUGUCAAGGUCACAAACGAUAGUGGUGAUUGUGUAGAGUACAGUUCUUCACCCAGUUCCACCUCCUACAUGUCAUCUAAAGUCAGUUGUUCUUCUAUCUUGUACCUGUGGUCCUGUAUGCUUAGGUAACAUGCUGUCCUAAUCUUAAACCACCUGUCAAAAACCAGAGUAAAUAUAUUGCCCAAUAUCUCACAAACGUGACAUGGAUACUGGAUUUGUUGCCAUAU
Esox lucius (northern pike) is the source of this 4126-nucleotide messenger RNA. RefSeq names its product ras-related protein M-Ras. Gene Ontology annotation, molecular function: GTPase activity; GTP binding; GDP binding. Gene Ontology annotation, cellular component: plasma membrane. Gene Ontology annotation, biological process: signal transduction. NCBI's taxonomy places the organism in Eukaryota, Metazoa, Chordata, Actinopteri, Esociformes, Esocidae. The coding region runs from base 172 to 798 and encodes 208 amino acids. The transcript has 6 exons. The record is from RefSeq and is a predicted model, not a curated record.